AUGGUCCACUGGAUUUCGCCCCUGCCCAGGAUGCAGCUGCAGAACAACCAGGCCUCGGCCAUCACCCAGGCGGGGACAGGUGCGCUUUCUACGAGCCAGAAUUCGUUUGAUAACCCAGAGGUCCACCCCAUCUGGGCGGCGGGCAUCACUGGCACGGGUCAGGUCAUCGGCGGGGGAGACUCGGGAGUAGAUCGCUUCCACUGCUUCUUCUACGACCCAUCGGUGGAUUGGGAUGCACAGGUCACGACCCAGGGUGGAGUGCAAGUGUUCGAGAGCGAGACGCAUCGCAAGAUCCGGUAUUAUCGAGCCUUUGGCGACUUUGCGGAUGCCAAUGGGCAUGGUACGCAUGUGAUGGGGACGCUGCUGGGCUCCACGACUGGCGCCAAUCUCAGCAGGAGCACCGAUGCUGCCUACAUCGGCAUGGCCCCCGACGCCAAGUUGGCCUUCAUAGUGAUCGUCGCCUCCUCAAUUGCACAGGGCGCAAUGCUGCACUCCGAUUCCUGGGGUGUCAGCGCCAUCAGCUACGACUACCUGGCCUCCCAGAUUGACUGGUACCACUGGGACAACCCCGACUUCCUGGCCAUGUUUGCCGCCGGGAACGAUGGCGAGUCCACCACCGCCGGCAACCCCAUCGGCGAGAUGACGGUGACCAGCCCCGCCACGGCCAAGAACCUGAUUGCGGUGGGGGCUACACAGACCACGGGGCAGGGCCUGGGCAGCGUGGGGUCCCAGUAUGUGGUUUACGAGGCCACCGUGAAGCGCGGCGACCUGAACCUCCUGGCCUUCAAAGUCCUGCAGGGCUCGUUCGGCGACGGGCUGAGCACGCUGGGCACCACGAGCUACCCCUUGGUGGCUGCUGACCCGCUGCUGGCCUGCGAAGCCAUGGUGAAUGCAACAGCCGUGGCGAGGGCCAUCGUUCUCGUGGAACGAGGCACCUGCGCCCUGGCCUCCAAGGUGCAAAACGCGCAGACGGCCGGGGCCGCAGCAGCGCUCAUAUUCGACAACGUCCUGGGCGGCUACUUUGUUUCGGCCGCCAAUGGCUCGCUCGCCAACAGCGUCACCCUGCCCAACAUGUCCAUCACGCGGCGCCUGGGUCAAACCCUGCUGGCCUCCUUCUCCUCCGGGCUGGCACUCACCAUCACCCUCUCCCCCGCGUCAGCCCCGGCCAACGCCUUUGAGAACCUGGCCUCGUACUCUUCCCAAGGUCCGACUCCGGAUGGCAGGGUCAAGCCGGACCUGGUGGCGCCCGGCUCCCUGUUCUCAGCCAAGUCCUCGACCUCGGGAACGGAGACCUGCGAGCUCCAGGGCCUCGUGGGCACUUCGAUGGCGACCCCGGUGGUGGCUGGCUCGGCGGCCCUGGUGCGGCAGUAUUUCAUGGACGGCUGGUACCCCUUCGGGGUCAAGAACGCCAGCGCGGGCUUCACCCCCUCUGGCUCACUCACCAAGGCCACACUGAUCUCAGGGGCGGCAUCCAUGACUGGUUUUGAGGCUCUGACGGGCCUCCCCAUCGACCCGCCCCCCUCCUUCCGACAGGGUUUUGGGCGUGUGCUCCUUGACACGACGCUGCCCCUGCCGAACUCAGAACGCAACUUCACGCUGCAAGUGGUGGACAGGGUGGAGGUUGCCACCGGCGACACCCACCGCUACUGCGUGCGUUCUACGGGGGGCCCGCUCACCGUGACCCUGGUCUGGACGGACUACCCUGCCCUGCCCUCGGUGUCCAAGGUCCUGGUGAAUGACCUGGACCUCACAGUGCGUGCCUCGGGCCUGGGUGGCAUCCCGCUGCUGGGCAACGGCGGGUCCAUCGCCAACGAGACGCAGCCGGACCGGGAGAACAACGUGGAGCAGGUUAGCAUGUCCUUCCUGCCCGUGGGGCCCGUCGCCAUCCAGGUCGACGCCCACUUUGUCCACGCCUCGGCGGGCCGCCAGCCCUACGCGCUCGCCGUGAAUGGGGCCUUUGCCGGGACGCUGGUCGUGCCGGGGGACGGCGAGCAGGGCCCAGCCUGCACCAUCGUGGUCCCCAGCAUCACCAAAGGCCCGUCUGGCCCCACAAACGCCACGCCCAUCGUGUUUGAGUUUGCUGCUGCCGGCAACGCAGCGUACGGCGGCCUGGCGUGGGAGUGUCUUCUGGCCGACGGCAACGGCGCCGUCGGAUCCACCGGGACCCAGGACUGGAAGGCCUGCUCCUCCCCGGCCUCCUUUGCGGGCCUGCCGGACGGGACGUACGAGUUCUCUGUGCGGGCGCAGGGGGAAACCACGCAGGCAAACCAAACCUUUGUGCUGGACACAAUGCCCCCGGUGCUGGCCUUCAACGGAGGGACCCCCGCCUCUGGGUCGACCUCCGACGCCCCCAUGGUCAACGUCAGCUUCGCCGGCCAGGACCCCCUGCCCGUGAACUACACCUGCGCCCUGGCCGUGGAGGACGCUGCGUUCAUGCAGGGCCCGGUCUUCGCAGGGGCCAUCGCGCCUGCCAUCUGGCCCCUGCAGUCUCGGGCCGCUUGUGAGAGUCCGGCCAUAUUCCACUGGCUGCUGCCGGGCGCCUGGAGCCUGUCCGUUGUCGCCGAGGAUGCUGCUGGGAACCAGGCAAGCCCUGCUGUGUACAGCUGGGCGGUCGCUUUCUCUGCUGGCCAGCAGUACGCGCGUCUGACCAGCGGCCCUUUUGGUCUCUCCAGACUACUGGAGAGUGCGAGCUUCGAGUUUGGCGUGUUUGCGGUGGAGUCCAGUGGCGCGUCGCUCACCCAGAUGGCGCAGCCAUCGACGAGGUGCUGGCUGGCGGGGCCGGGGACGAGCGGCAGCAGCCCCUCCUGGACACCCUGCACCUCCCCGCACAUCUACGCCAACUUGAGCGAGGGCGCCUACACGUUCUACGUCCAGCCGACAGAGGCGGCCACUCUGUCGCUCAUGGGGGCCGGGGCUGUGCCCAUGGGCGGCGUGACCGCACUCUCUGCAUUUGCACUUGAUGGGACUCCCCCUGUGGCGAACCUCACCGCCAGCCCAGCUGCCAUCCUGGCAUCCAACUCCACCGUGGCAAACUUCACGUCCAGCGAGGCGGGGUCGACGUUCACCUGCACACUGACUGCGCCAGACGGAAGCAGCAGGACCAGCAACUGCAACUCGCCCUAUGUGAUGACUGGGCUGGAGGAUGGAAAGUUCGAGCUGGCGGUCACCCCCACCGAUGUGGUCGGCAAUGUGGGGAGCCAGGUGCGCACCUCCUUCCUCGUCGACACCACCCCUCCCACCCUGUCGGACGUCAGCUUCCCUGUGGCCACCAGGCAGACCCAGUUCGCCGUCUCCUUCAAAGCAUCCGAUGGCAACGGGAGUGGGAUUGCAUACACGCAGUGCCGCCUGCAGGCUGCCACCCUGGUUUCGGGGUCGGCCACUCAGAUGGACGCUGCGUGGACAAACUGCACGAGCCCACAGACCUACACUGGCCUGGAGGAGGGUCACUGGCUGCUGAACAUUCAGGCCAUCGACAAGGCUGGCAACGUUGCGACCCUAGGAGACCAGGACGUCUGGAUCGACCAGACCCCCCCCAGCAUCUCCGUCACGAGCGGCCCCGCCAGCUUUGCCUCGGUAGAGGGCGCCCUGUCGUUCUCCUUCUCGGAGACCGCCGGCGCCGGCGCGCUGGCCCCAAUCGCGACCUUCCAGCUGCGCCUGGCCCCGAUCUCCCGCGACCUUUUUGACUCGCUGCGCAAUGGCAGCACCUCGGAGGGCACCAGCUCCACGUUGGGCACGCUGCUGGGCGGCGCCGGGCGGCGCCUGCUGGAAGAUGAUGCCGAGACCGUGCAGGCCGGCGACGCGCUGGCGAGCUGGACCAACUGCUCCGCCAGCUGCAGCGUGGAGGGUUUGGCUUCGGGCACCUACACCCACUCUGCCCGCGGCAUUGACCUGGCCGGGAACGUGGGCAACGCCACGGCCGCGGUGCCCUUUACCUACACCCAGCCUCCGGGGCCGGGGUUCCCGGUGUGGGCCAUCGCCGUGGCGGCGGGGGGUGGCGCCCUGCUCUUGAUCAUUUUGGCACUGCUGGGCUGCAUGUGCUGGAGGCGGCGCAACAGCAGGAAAGCGGCUGCCACCCCCGCCGGUGCCAGCCUGGGCGCCCACCCGCACGCGCCGGCGGGGUACGCCACCCAGCCAGCCUGGCCAGGACCCCAUCCCAGCGGCCAGGCGUACCAGUAUCCCCCGCAGGGGCAGACGUACAUCUACUCCUCGGGCAGGAUGCACGACGAGAGGGCGAGGGAGGAGCAAGAGCUGGCACUGGCGCUGGCUGCCUCCAAGCAGGAGGCUGAGCUGGCAGCGCAGCGUGCGCAGCAGGCGCCCGCGUGGGGGCGGCCCGUGGGCGCGCUCCCCGACCCAGCCCCGCCGAUUGCUCCACGCCGGGCGUACCCGGCGACCGCACCGCAUCCGCAGGAUGAGGAGGAUGCGCAGCUGCGUGCGGCCAUUGCUGAGUCACUGCGUUUGCAGCAGCAGACGCAGCAGUGGAACCCUUGGAGAGGCUGA
Molecule: messenger RNA, 4497 nt
Organism: Auxenochlorella protothecoides
Lineage: Eukaryota; Viridiplantae; Chlorophyta; Trebouxiophyceae; Chlorellales; Chlorellaceae
Product: Serine protease/ABC transporter B family protein tagA
Exons: 25
Coding region: 1-4497 (1498 amino acids)
Biological process (GO): proteolysis
Molecular function (GO): serine-type endopeptidase activity
Source: RefSeq, a predicted model, not a curated record